This is a messenger RNA of Culex pipiens pallens (northern house mosquito), 1333 nucleotides long. RefSeq names its product actin, muscle-type A2-like. Gene Ontology annotation, biological process: mitotic cytokinesis. The record is from RefSeq and is a predicted model, not a curated record. The transcript is spliced from 2 exons. The coding region runs from base 102 to 1232 and encodes 376 amino acids. Lineage: Eukaryota; Metazoa; Arthropoda; Insecta; Diptera; Culicidae.
GGGUACGGCCUGGGCAGUCUUUUCCCGGCCGCGACGGAAUCAGGUUGCGAUAACGGUUGUCUUUUGAGGUCAGUGCAGUGUGCAGAGUGCAUUAGGGCAAGAUGUGUGACGACGAUGCUGGGGCACUGGUUGUUGACAAUGGAUCCGGAAUGUGCAAGGCCGGAUUCGCGGGUGACGAUGCCCCGCGUGCCGUCUUCCCGUCCAUCGUUGGUCGCCCACGCCACCAGGGUGUGAUGGUUGGUAUGGGCCAGAAAGACUCGUACGUUGGUGAUGAAGCUCAAUCGAAGCGUGGUAUCCUGACCCUGAAGUACCCGAUCGAGCAUGGAAUCAUUACCAACUGGGAUGAUAUGGAGAAGAUCUGGCAUCACACCUUCUACAAUGAACUCCGCGUUGCUCCGGAAGAACACCCAGUCCUGCUGACUGAGGCCCCCCUGAACCCCAAGGCCAACCGUGAGAAGAUGUCGCAGAUCAUGUUUGAGACCUUCAACACUCCAGCGAUGUAUGUCGCCAUCCAGGCUGUCCUGUCUCUGUACGCUUCCGGUCGUACCACCGGUCUUGUGUCCGACUCUGGAGAUGGUGUCUCGCACGUUGUCCCAAUCUUCGAGGGUUACGCUUUGUCCCAUGCCAUCCUUCGUCUGGAUCUGGCUGGUCGCGAUCUGACUGACUACUUGAUGAAGAUUAUGACUGAGCGCGGUUACUCCUUCACGACCUCCGCUGAGCGUGAAAUCGUUCGCGAUAUUAAGGAAAAGCUGUGCUACGUCGCUCUGGACUACGCCCAGGAGUCGUUGACGGCUGCUGCUUCUUCCUCCCUGGAGAAGUCUUAUGAACUUCCCGACGGACAGGUCAUCACCAUUGGAGCCGAACGUUUCCGAUGCCCAGAAGCCCUGUUCCAGCCUUCCUUCUUGGGAAUGGAAAUCAGUGGUGUUCACGAGACUGUCUACAACGCUAUCAUGAAGUGCGACGUGGACAUCCGCAAGGAUCUGUACGCCAACACUGUCCUGUCCGGUGGUACCACCAUGUAUCCAGGUAUUGCCGAUCGUUUCCAGAAGGAAAUCACCGCCCUGGCUCCGUCCACGAUCAAGAUCAAGAUCAUCGCUCCACCGGAGCGCAAGUACUCCGUCUGGAUUGGCGGAUCCAUCCUGGCCUCGCUUUCCACCUUCCAGUCCAUGUGGAUCUCCAAGCAGGAAUACGAUGAAUCCGGCCCGUCCAUCGUGCAUCGCAAGUGCUUCUAAGGUGCUUAUUUUUGUUGUUAGCGCUUCCCAGGGAUAUUUUAUGCAUUAAGUUAUUAUUGUUCCAUACUAUUUUACGAAAAUAUACACAUUUUAAAAAAAGA